Molecule: messenger RNA, 1800 nt
Organism: Fonsecaea erecta
Lineage: Eukaryota; Fungi; Ascomycota; Eurotiomycetes; Chaetothyriales; Herpotrichiellaceae
Exons: 1
Coding region: 1-1800 (599 amino acids)
Source: RefSeq, a predicted model, not a curated record
AUGGCUGUGCAAAAAUUCAGCCCUGUGUCAAUGGGGAUACCAGAGAAGACGCCCUUGCAGCCCAGCAUUGACGACAACAAGCCAACCAGCCAACAAACAGUCAAUACCAACGGCGUAUCUGAUCCCAAUUCCAAAUCCAGAUUGCCGCCCAAGGUCAAGGCCUGGACCAUUCUGCUCUCCCAUCUGGCCGUGUGCACCGCCCUUGCUCUGAGCAUUGCUCUCGCCAUCAACGGGUACGAAGCCCUCGACGACGACUCGGCCAGCCAUGCCACGUACGUCGACGGCAAGUUGAUCCUGCGCGUCGCAGAUGUCACGACAAUAAUCUCAGCCGUCUUGGUAGUGGUCAAGCUUCUGGUGGGAGCAUGGUCAACGCUGACCGUGUGGGCCUGUGGUCAUUACUUGCUGUCCACCGCCGCCCCGAGCCCAGAUCCAAAGACCACCACUCCCUCAAAAGCCAAAGAGGUCAGCUGGAUGGUACGAUGGAAACUACCGCCCUGGCUGCACCCCCGCUCCGGCAUGCCCAAGAACCCUCGUCAAUGGGUCAUCUCCGUUGCCCUGCUGAUCACCGCCGUGCAGACCUUCAUCGCCCCCAUCAUCACCGGCGCAGUGAAUUGGACGUCGACGCCAGUAUCCGAGCCCGACGCGAGAGUGUCUGUGGCCGCCGUCGACAGUACAGCUGAUUUUGGGGGGUGGAAGUGGUACAACUAUCCCUUUAACCCGCCUGGCCUUGACCGCAAGCCAUACUUACGUACCGCAGCCGGCUAUGCGAGCUUGGUGUGGGGUGACCAGACGACUCUGUCGCCAAACGGAACGUCGUUGACAGGUAAUGGGUGUCGGCAUGUGGUGCAGAGCCAUGACACCGUCGGCCCCAACUCAACCCUCCUCAACGCCACGAUCCCUUGCAUCCGAAUCCACAGCCUCGAGUGGUACAAGGCGGAUUAUGAGGUCCCGCGUGCAGAAUGGGUGUAUGUGGCGGACUCGAGCGAUCUCAGUAUCGUCGAUGACCCCCCGUCGUCAUACUAUCGCCCGGGAACAACCGUGGUUUUUGAUGACUAUGUGUUACGGAACAAGUCGCAGGACUGGUAUAGCAAGCCAGCACCCACAAUCUUCAGCAAGAUGCAGACCGUGGGGAUGAUGGUCAAGCGCGUGGCGAACCAGGAUCCCCCCUGUUCUGCCCUCGACCCCACGAUUUUCGGAAGCGUAGACCACUUGGGUCGCUAUCUCCUGAAUUGGGGGGACUCGACAAACGGGAACUGCUACUUCAUCGGCCGAGUCAACUUCACGGCCGGAGUCACGGUCAGCCCGCAGGCCAAGUAUGUCUCCAACCGCGUGGUCGAGGACCAAACGCCGCUGGAUGAGGUUGUCUUCGUGGAGAACCCGUGGGCCCAGGAAGCCGUGUGGCUGCUGCCCGAUCUGAUGACCAUGGUCGCCGUCAUGAACUCGACGCUCUUGCCCACGUUCGACAACAUCAACGGCUACGUCGAGCUUCUGAUGCGUCAGGCAUACCUUGCCGCCUGGGACAUGUACCACGACUCCUUUGACGAGGACCAAAUCGGCCACGUCUACACCGCGAUCCCUAGCGUGUCAAGACAGCUGGCCGAGGUCUCUUUUGCCCGGGUCUUCGCGUGGCUGGCGAUGUGCGUGCUCAUGACCAUAUUUGGAGCCUUGCUGCUAGUGGCCGUAUUGGCGGGUGAUGACCUGACGCCACCGGAGGAGGAGCUCGAAGAAGCGCAGAAAGAAAGACACGGCGAAGAGACCGAAGGGUUCUUUGAUACCGUCUAUAGUUUGCUGUGUGGGUAG